AUGCAUGGUUCAGCAUCUCUUGGUGCUUCAAAACCUUACGGGUCAGCAUCUUUUGGCACUUCAAAACCUCAUGCUGCUAAUUUUGAGCCAAGUGUUCCCACUUAUCCGAGUGACAGCAGCCUAUCUGGCACGACUCAUCCGGCCCCAACUCCGAAUUAUGACAAUCUACUUUGCCCCAUAUGUUUGAACAAUGCAAAAGAUCUGGCCUUUGGAUGUGGUCAUCAGACAUGUUGCGAAUGUGGACAAGAUCUUGAGACGUGCCCCAUCUGCAGGAGCAUCAUUCACACCAGAAUUAAGCUUUAUUAGAAACUUGUUUGGUUUAAGCUAAAAUUCUUUGAAUAUUUUUUUAUUUAAAUUCAAUUUUAGGGUUA
Arachis ipaensis is the source of this 371-nucleotide messenger RNA. The record is from RefSeq and is a predicted model, not a curated record. Lineage: Eukaryota; Viridiplantae; Streptophyta; Magnoliopsida; Fabales; Fabaceae.